ACUAGGGCUUCACUUUCAGCUCAUAGCCUCCUCCCACCUCCCUCUUCGGUCACCCUCCUCCCUCAUUUACUCCCUCUCCCACAGAUAGGUGUGUGUCCUCUCACUUCGCCGCCCACUCUCACAGUGUCCCUCUCUCUCGUGCCGUCUCCCUCACUCCGCCAUCCUCUCUCUCGCGCAGUGCACGGUUUGGAUUUGAUAUUUUUUCAUUGAUGUCUGAAGUUGUAUCCCUUGAUUAAAGGUUUCCAUGGUGGUGAAGUGAAGGGGAUUGAAGUGACUUAUUAUCUUAUUGAAAACUUGUUAUUUGUGUUGUUAGAUUUUGUUAAGACAGAUUUUUACACACAAACUGUGGAAAACCGGCCAAACCACACCGUGAACAGCCGCAAUGUAUAUUCGCGUUAAGCGCAAUAAAACAACUUACUUUAUCCAAUGCGAGCCGACUGAGACAGUUUUAGAUAUUAAGCAGAAAUUACAUGUUCUUAUUGACCAACCAGUAAACGAUCAGCGUUUGAUCCUAUUCAGUAGUGGACAAGUACUGGAGGAUGUAAAGACAUUGGCAGAUCAGAAGGUUGAAAAUGAUUCUGUCGUGGCACUUACUUUGAGGAAAGAUGAUAAUGAGUUUGAAGAGGUGAACAUUGUACGCCCAACUGAUUUCUACCAAUCGCGUGAUCCAGAGGGAGGCAAUUGGUGAGGCCAUUGCCUCAUCUUGUAAAGCCAACCAGAUGCUAUCGACAGUGUUGAUUAGUAGUCCACUCAAGAAGGCUAUAUAUCUUCUAAUACUUUGAUAUAUAAUUGUAUAAUAUAUAUGAUUAAAUAAUAGACCAAUUAUAUGGAGGGUUUGUAGAUGAACUAUUCAACUUGGGUUUUCAUUAUUCUACUCAAUUAGAGCAAUAGUUGAGAUAUAUUGAUUUGAGCUACAUUUGUGCUGAACAUACUGGCAUCCCUUCUAUAUAUCCCUAUUCUUACAUUGAA
Messenger RNA from Humulus lupulus (European hop), 969 nucleotides. RefSeq lists its product as uncharacterized. Gene Ontology annotation, molecular function: protein binding. The transcript is spliced from 6 exons. NCBI's taxonomy places the organism in Eukaryota, Viridiplantae, Streptophyta, Magnoliopsida, Rosales, Cannabaceae. The coding region runs from base 383 to 688 and encodes 101 amino acids. The record is from RefSeq and is a predicted model, not a curated record.